ACCUAAUAUCCGGGAAUAAUAUGGCGAUCCGAAACAACUCUGAUGAUAGACAGAGAAUUUAACACUGCUGGAAAAUUGAUUAAUUUGCUAUUAAUUUGAGACGGACGCACGAAUCAAGCAUAAGAGAGAGAGACCCAACUUUAACGAAAGAGUAAAAUGAAUAAUGAUGCGAAAAAUCAUGAUUGCGAUGAUUUGAAUGUGCGCUCCUCAUCGGCGUAUUUGAAUAAAAAAUCAACCACAAAUACAGCUGCAGCUGCAGCAACAGCAACAGCAGUGACCAACACCAACACCAACAACAACAACAGCAGCAGGAGCACAUCAACAGUCGCCACAGCCACAGCUGCAUCUCCUGCCACCAGCAAAACAACCCCAACAACAACAAGCAACAACAAUAACCAAAAGCCUAAUAGACAGUUUAACCAUAACUUGCCACGCAUCUCCACGGCAAGAAACUCCAUAGCCGCUGCAAUACUAGCCAGCAACAGCAAGGCCGGCAGUGGCAGUGGCAGUGCCAGGAAGAUAGCAAAGCAUGAGAAUCUGUCGGGAGGAGUGAAAAACAUACCAGCAGCAGCAGCACCAGCUACAACCAGCAGCGCCACCACCUCCAAGGCACCCUCUUCCAGUUUUUUGGCAGAGCUGAGUCAACUGAAGAAGACGACAUCAGCCACAACCGGUGGUGCCUCAGUCAGUGCCACAACAGCAGGCAGACUUAAAGUUAACAAUAACAAUUCAGCCACUGCCAAUACUAACAACAACAGCAAAAUAAUGUCCGGUACAACAAGCAGCAGCAGCACGCCCACGCCCUCGCCCGCAUCAGCGACGGCCACCUCAACAACCACAACAACAACGAAUGCCGGCAGCUGUGCCACAAGCAGCAGCGGGAGUGGGAAUGGGAAUGCCGCCUUAUCUGUAACUGCCGCCGGUAGUGCAGCCAAGUUUCGUGCUGCCGUUGCCUCAGCGCCCGGACCAACGCCGGCUGCCGCAGCAACAGCCAAUGCCAAUGCCAACGCCAACGCAACCACGUCCAGCAGCAGCAGCAGCAGCUCGAAGAAGACGCGAGCCACAGUAGACGCCCUCAGGCGACACGUGGCUAUGCAGCAGCAGCAGCAGAACGCAGCCUCGCCCGCCAACAACAACAAUGCCGCCGGACUGCCUGGAAGCAAGGAUUCAGCGCAUUUAAAAUUCGCCGCAACCACUUUGCUGAUGGGAGCCGCCGCCGCUGCCGUCGAUAGCAACGCUGGCGCUGCUACCGCCGCCGGGGCAUUGAGCAUGGCCCUCAAUCCUUCCGUCGAUGUGGCCAAUGCGGCUGCGGUGCUGAAGCAAAAGCUAAAAGAUGCCGCCGCCGCUGCCUCAGCCUCUGCGUCCGCUUCAAACCGAUCUGCCUCGUCGUCCAUGUCCUCGAACGCCUCGUCGCUCUCCUCUUCGGUGGGAAUUGUGAAUGCCAUUUCAUCGGCGUUGCAGAACAUAAUAACACCCGAUACGGACACCGAUACCGAGUUCUAUCCCCAGCCCGUCACCACAGAUCUGUCGGAGUCCGAAGAGGAGUCUGUCUCAGAGAUCCUAUUGGCAUUCUUGUGUUUAAGGCCAGAUCUCCUGGAUGAUAUACCCGAGUCUGAUCCAGAUAGUUGCCCCCACGAAGGAGAGGUGCGCGAGGAUGAGGAUGAGACGGAGGAAGAGUCGGAGGAUUCGGAGGAGUCCGAUGGAGACGAUGAGGAGGAUGAGGAAGAGAUUGAUGUCCUGCAAGAUAACGAUGCAGAUGAUGAGGAAAUCGAUGACGAAGACGAGGAGGAGGAUGCGCCAGAAGUGAGUCCCUUCCUCCUGGAUGCGAACAACAAGCGCUCGAGUAAUCUCACCGCCCUGCUCGAGGCUGCGGCCAAUGAGAAAGCUCCCGUCCUGCGACACGCCACCCACGCCAUCGAUGAGACUAAGCAGGCGCUGACCAAGAUGCGAUGUGCCAACAGCCCGCGCGACAAGAACAGUGGUUUCUCCCGCUCCCUUGUCGCCGCCUGCACGGACAACGACGUGAACACGGUGAAGCGACUGCUUUGCAAGGGAAAUGUGAAUCUUAACGAUGCUGCCGCCUCCACCGACGACGGCGAGUCCCUGCUAUCAAUGGCCUGCUCUGCGGGCUACUAUGAAUUGGCACAGGUACUUUUGGCUAUGUCCGCCGCGCAAGUGGAGGACAAAGGCCAAAAGGACUCAACACCUCUAAUGGAAGCCGCCUCAGCCGGUCAUUUGGACAUUGUCAACCUGCUGCUCAGCCACAACGCCGAUGUGAACGCCCAUUGUGCCACCGGAAAUACACCACUGAUGUUUGCUUGCGCAGGCGGUCAGGUGGAGGUUGUCAGGGUACUCUUGAAGCAUGGCGCAAAUGUGGAGGAGCAGAACGAAAACGGACAUACGCCGCUCAUGGAAGCGGCAUCAGCAGGCCACGUGGAAGUAGCAAAGGUGCUACUGGACCAUGGAGCCGGUAUUAACACCCACUCAAACGAGUUCAAGGAGAGUGCCCUCACCCUGGCCUGCUACAAGGGCCACCUGGAUAUGGUGCGUUUCCUGCUGCAAGCCGGUGCCGAUCAGGAGCAUAAAACCGAUGAAAUGCAUACAGCCCUGAUGGAGGCAUCGAUGGACGGCCAUGUUGAGGUGGCGCGACUGCUUCUCGACUCUGGGGCCCAGGUGAAUAUGCCAACCGAUUCGUUUGAGUCGCCCCUAACACUGGCCGCCUGUGGCGGUCAUGUGGAGUUGGCCACGCUGUUGAUAGAGCGUGGGGCCAACAUUGAGGAGGUUAACGAUGAGGGCUAUACGCCGCUUAUGGAGGCGGCCCGGGAGGGGCAUGAGGAAAUGGUUGCUCUGCUGCUUAGCAAGGGCGCGAAUAUCAAUGCCACCACCGAGGAGACACAGGAAACGGCUCUAACUCUGGCCUGUUGCGGAGGGUUCAGCGAGGUCGCGGCAUUCCUCAUCAAAGAAGGCGCCAACCUGGAGCUGGGCGCAUCAACGCCCCUGAUGGAGGCUUCACAGGAGGGGCACACGGAUCUGGUGCGAUUCCUGCUGAAGAACAAGGCCAAUGUGCAUGCCGAGACGCAGACGGGCGACACGGCGCUCACUCAUGCCUGCGAGAAUGGACACACCGAUGCGGCCGGCGUGCUCCUGUCGUACGGUGGCGAGUUGGAGCACGAGUCCGAGGGCGGACGGACGCCCCUGAUGAAGGCCUGCCGGGCGGGUCAUCUCUGCACCGUCAAGUUCCUCAUACAGAAGGGCGCUAAUGUCAACAAACAGACGACCAGCAAUGAUCACACACCGCUCUCGCUGGCCUGUGCCGGCGGCCAUCAGUCGGUGGUGGAGCUGCUGCUCAAGAACAAUGCCGAUCCCUUCCAUAAGCUGAAGGACAACAGCACCAUGCUGAUCGAGGCCUCCAAGGGUGGGCACACGCGUGUCGUGGAGCUGCUCUUCCGGUAUCCCAACAUCGCGCCCACUGAGCUAGCGGCGGCCUCAAGCGCUGGCCAGGCCCAGGCCGCGGCCGCUGCUGCAGCCGCUGCCGCCGCAGCUGCCGCCGCUGCGGGCACGAAUCAGAUGCGAUUGCAGCAGCAGAAGAUCCUCCAGCAGCAGCUGCAACACCAGCUACAACAGCUCAAUGCCCCGCCCGGCCUCCACGAGCUGUCGGAGGCGGCUCGAGCCUCCAAUCAGCAGCUAUUCCACCAGCAGCAGUUCAAUGCUACCGGCAAUGGUUCGAACAUUGUUGCCCUUGGCACCGGCGACUUUUUGGACGCUGGCGAACUGCAAUUGACGGCAGCAGCCGCUGCCAGUGCCACUGGAAGCGAAGCAGGAGCCGAGGAAUACGGUGGGGUCUCUGGUGGCGUCGGUGGUAUUGAUCUAACUACUCUGGGAGCCCAGCAACAGGAGGGACUCAUUGCGAAAUCGCGACUAUUUCAUCUACAGCCAGGCUUUGAGCAGCAGCAACAACAGCAGCAGCAGCAACAGCAGCCAGCGGCAGGGCAGAAUCAGCAGCUUGUGCCGUGCAAGCAUUUCGAUCUGGAUAUGGAGCACAUAAAUUCGCUGCAGCCUCCACAGAAGGCACCGCCAGCGCCGCCUGUGCUGUUCCACACGAUUUGCCAACAACCUGUGCUGCAUAUGCAGCAGCAACACGGGGAACAGCAGCAACAACAGCAGCAACAGCAGCAGCACCAGCUACAACUGCAUGCCCAGUCGAAGUUGAAGGGGGCGCUGCCCGGCAGGAAUCGUCCGCUCAAGAACGAAGUGCUGGGCAUCAUCGAGUGUCCGUUGGAUCAUCUGAACGAGCAGGUGCGCUCCCAGCCACUGGGAGAAGACGGCAAAUCACAGCAGCCGCAGUUCUCAUGCACGGGCGAGGAUCCACGUUUGCAGCGACGACGGGGCUUCAUGCCGGACCUCAAAAAGGGGGAGCUCCCUCCAGGAGAAGGCGGUAGUGACACCAACGAACAGUUGCCUGUGAAAGGUGGAGCCGAAAACAAUCAGCAGCAGCCCGCACAGACGACAACGCAGACGCCGGCAAUGGACAACAGUAGCGUGACAUCCUGUUCGCAUCCCAUAUAUCCACCGCGACCUGGUGGACCCAUUACACAGAUUUCGGAUGUUCUCCAGAGCACAGCCAUUAGCGAUAGGCCAAAGGUCAAGGCCACCAACAAGAACAACCGAAAGCAGGCAGCCGCCGCAGCGGCAGCAGCAGCCGCAGCAGCAGCCGCCGCAGCAGUGGCAGCCCAGCAUGCGCUCCCCAAUCUCCAGCAGAAUCAAAUGGUGUCCAUCUACAACAAUUUGCAACAUCUGCAGUUGCAUCACCAGCGUAGGGUCUUGGACAAUGCAGCCGCUGCAGCAGCAGCCGUCGCAACUAAUCCGAAUCUCUACACCAAUUCCCCGGCCUCACCGCUGGCCUCGCCCACAGGAGGUGGCAACGGCAACGGCAGCGGCAACUAUUCCGAACAGGAGCAACCAACUCAGCAGCAGCAGCAGCAGCAUCCAGGAGGAGCAACCAUGGAUGUGGCCAUGCAGCGAAAGACAGCCAUGGAGGACUUUCGUGGUCUGCUGGAGACAGCUGUGAAUGGAUCGCGGGGCAGGAAUGAAUUGGCCAUGACUGCGCCACCGUUGAACUUCUUCAAGGACGGCUGGCACAUGGUGGGAGUGCACAAUUUCUUUGGCGAUCAGCCAAAGUCACCCACCGAAACGCCGCCUGAGAUGGAGGAGACGACCAUGUCGCCGCCGCAAUCAUCAUCCGAGCAGCAGCAGCACCACCACCACCACCAUCAUCAUCAGCACCAGGACGAGGACCCGCAGCGUCCCGAAAUGAAGAAUCUAGCCACACUUUGUUCAGCAGCAGCAGCGGCCGCUGCUGUGGCAGCAGGACACAAGGAUGAAGAUGACAUCAGUACAGAUCAAUACAGUGAUGAGGACGAUGCUAUGGGCGAUGAGAAUACGAUGCCGCCAGAGCCGAUGGAUUUGGCUGAAGCGUUGCGCGAGGAUGGCAUCAUUUUGGUGGAGGGCGAUGAGGAGGAGGAUGACGAGGAUGAGCCCGAGGACAGCAACAGCGGGGAGAUUGAGCUCUCCUACGACGACGACGACGAAGAAGAUGAUGAUGAUGUUGAUGAUGAUGUGGAUAUGGAUCCAGAUGGGGAUGCAGAUGGCGAUGUUGAUUAUAUUGAUGAUGAUGAGGGCCCUGCCGAUGAGGAGGACGAGGACAAAGACGAUGAUGAGUUCUUUCUGGAUGUGCCCGUCAAUGAAAACACUGGAAAUAUCAAUAAUAAUAAUAUUAACAACAACAACAACAAUUCGAAGAGCAGCCGCGGUGGCGCUGCUGCCUCCUCCGGUUCAUUGCCACUAAAGCAACGGAAAAUGGCCACACGACUGGAGAAUCUGAUUAUAACCAAACCAGAGAUCUUCCACCAGACGCUGUGCGAUUUCCGUCAAGAUAUGACCAACUCGGAGCUGGUCCAUAUCCUGCCACAGAUUAGCAAUCUCAAGGCGGCCGCCGCCAACAAUGCGGCAUUUAACAGUCUGCUGCACCAGCAAUUGGCAGCAGCCACAGCAGCCGCACAGGCCAGGGCGGCAGCCGCAGCAGCCCACCAGCAUCAGCAGCACCAGCAGCAUCAGCACCACCAGCACCAGAAGCAACAGCACCAUCACCAGCUGCACCAUCAGCAUCAGCAUGGAGCAGAUGGCGACCAGCAGCAGCAUUGCGAUGAUGAAGGAUGCGCUGGGGUGGCCAGUGAUCUAUACUCGGGUCUGGAGCAGUUUGCCAACGAUGGGGAAAUGGAUGACUUAUUCCAGUCUAUUUUGCAAUCGGAACAGGAGCUGGCCAGCAGCUUGAACUACCCCGAGUUGGCCGAAUUCAGCCUGAAUCAGAUGUGCAAGGGUAGAUUCGCGGGCCAAUGGCCGUCGUCGUCGUCGGGCAAGUGGACAACGGGCCAGGAUGGUCAGCUUGUGGGUGUGGUACGCUCUGGGGAUGGAAUGCCCCAGGAUGCGGCUGCUGCACAGUGUCAGGCGAAUCUUGUUGUAUUGGAUUAUCCAAUGCAACAGAAUAUACUGGAGGCCGAGGAGCAUAUGCACAUGCAGCAACACCAGCAGACUCCUUUGUCCCUGCUACCCUUUGCCACGGACGAUCAGCAACAGCAGCAGCUACAUCCGGCCGCCGCCGCGGAGUUCCACCAGCAGCAACAGCUCGCCUUGGAGGCUGAUCCCGAACUGAAGCAACAGCUGCAGCAGUACUCGAAUGCGCGCAUCAUCAAGGCGGUGGCUGCCCAGCAGCAGCACCAGCAGCAACCGGCCCCCAACUUUGUCUACAACGUGGAGAGCGGCGACAAGAAUGCACCGCCCGUGCAGCUGCUCUUCCAGUUGCCACCAAACAUGUCUCAGGAGGCUGGCGAUCAUCAGUUGCAUGUCGAGCAGCAGGCGCAUCUCUUCCAGCAGCAGCAACAGCAGCAGCAUCGGGCAGCCGGACAGCGUCCCCCCACCCGGACUGAACUGGAGCAGGUUGCCCAGGAACUGCUGCUGCAGAGGCAGACAACAACUCCGGCUGGCCAGCAGGCACUGCCACCCAAGCAGAAGCACUUUAAUUUGCAAGAGCAGGUGCAUCUGCACCAGCCCCCGAACAUGCAGGCGCCCACCUGUGUCCAGCAUCAGGUUGGAACGCAGACGCAUCCUGCCUCGGUUAUGGUACCCCAAUCCGCCGUUGGCCAGUAUGCCCAGUUUGCCCUGCAACCGCCCCAGCAGCAACAACAGCUGCAGCAGCAGCAACAGCAACAGCAACAACAACUGCAGCCCGGACAACCGCAGAAUGAGCUCUCCAUUUGGCCCAUGGCCACGCCCACACCGACACCCAGCACUGGAGGCAAGUCGAUGCCAGGAGGCAUUGCAAAGAAGGCCAUUGACAAGCAAUCGCGCAAGGAUCGACGCUGCUCAACCUUCCGUCAAACGCCAGCAGGCAGUCAAGUGAAUACCAAUCAGCAUCAACAACCGACAGCAGCGGCCGCGGCCGCCCAACAGCAGGCGCAGCUGCAGAAUCAACUGGCUGUGGCUGCUGCAGCCACAGCGAGCGUUGAUAAAACGAUUGAGAUUGAUUCGGAGACCGAGUCGAACCAUGACACAGCCCUCACACUCGCCUGUGCCGGCGGUCACGAGGAGUUGGCCGAGCUGUUGAUCAAUCGCGGUGCGAAUAUCGAGCAUCGGGACAAGAAGGGAUUCACACCGCUCAUCUUGGCCGCCACCGCUGGCCACGAGAAGGUCGUGGACAUACUGCUGAAGCAUAGCGCCGAGCUGGAGGCCCAGUCGGAGCGCACCAAGGACACGCCGCUGUCGCUCGCCUGCUCGGGCGGACGGUACGAGGUCGUCGAACUGCUGCUCAGUGUCGGGGCCAACAAGGAGCAUCGCAAUGUCUCCGAUUACACGCCGCUCAGUCUAGCAGCUAGCGGGGGAUAUGUGAAUAUCAUCAAGAUGCUGCUCAACAAUGCGGCAGAGAUCAACUCGCGCACCGGCAGCAAGCUGGGCAUCUCCCCGCUCAUGCUGGCCGCCAUGAAUGGCCACACGGCGGCGGUUAAGCUGCUGCUCGACCAGGGCUCCGAUAUAAAUGCUCAAAUCGAGACAAAUCGCAAUACGGCCCUAACGCUGGCCUGCUUCCAGGGCCGGCACGAGGUCGUCAGCCUGCUGCUCGAUCGCCGGGCCAAUGUGGAGCAUCGGGCAAAGACCGGAUUGACGCCUCUGAUGGAAGCCGCCUCCGGUGGAUACAUUGAGGUGGGACGCGUGCUGCUCGACAAGGGAGCGGACGUGAAUGCAGCGCCGGUGCCCACGUCCAGGGACACGGCCCUCACCAUCGCCGCCGACAAGGGCCAUCAGAAGUUUGUGGAGCUCCUGCUGUCGCGUGGGGCCAGUGUGGAGGUGAAGAACAAGAAGGGUAACUCCCCCCUAUGGCUGGCUGCCCACGGGGGUCACCUGAGUGUCGUGGAGCUCUUGUACGAUCACAAUGCGGACAUUGAUUCGCAGGAUAACCGAAGGGUGUCCUGCCUGAUGGCCGCCUUCCGCAAGGGCCACACCAAGAUCGUCAAAUGGAUGGUGCAGUAUGUGUCGCAGUUCCCCUCGGACCAGGAGAUGAUACGCUUCAUUGGCACCAUCAGUGACAAGGAGCUGAUCGACAAGUGCUACGACUGCAUGAAGAUCCUGCGCAGUGCCAAGGAGGCCCAGGCCGUCAAGGCCAACAAGAAUGCCUCGAUUCUGCUCGAAGAACUCGAUCUGGAGCGCACCCGCGAGGAGAGCCGCAAGGCAGCCGCCGCCCGGCGGCGCGAGCGCAAGAAGAAAAAGAAGAUGGAGAAGAAGGAGGAGAAGCGCCGACAGCAGCAGGGCGGUCGCGGUGGUGGCGGUGACCAGCAGGGCGAUGACGAUGAUGCCAGUGACAAGGAUGAUGAUUCCGACAAGGAUGACGACGAUGAAGAGGUCGGAGCCGAACGGACAGGAGCCGGCGGUGGCUCAGGGGCACGUGAGGAGGGUGACUCUGGCAUUGAUCAGGGAUCAUGUUCGAGCGGCGACACCAAGACCACGGCCACCAGAACAACCACGGCCGGUCAAACAGCAGCAGCAUCUAAGGCCGAAGCCAGCAACAGCCAACUGGUGAAGAAAAGCAAGAAGCAGCCAAAGAGCAAGAGCACUACAGUGUCGGCGUCGGCGUCGGCUGUUGAAUCAUCAACGCCUGCCACAGCCACAGCUCCAGCUGCUGCAGCUACUUCUCUGACCGCCGCGCCUCCUGCCUCUGCCACACCUGCAUCGGCAGCAGCAGCAGCACCCGCAACCGUAUUCAAGAGCAGCCUCUUGAAGAAACAUCCGAUCAUCGAGAGUGUUAGGCUGCCGCCUACUCCGGUACAGGUUCAAACUCAGACUCCGGCCCAGGCUACGCCAGUCCAAGCAGCUCCAGUGAAGCGUCAGGUGGAGGUUUCCAAGAAAGAGGAGCUUCCCCUGAAGAAGAAGGAGACCAGCAGCAACAGCAGUUCCUCCGCUAACAACAAGCGCGAGAAGGAGAACCUCGCGCCCAAGGAGUCAACGGCCCAACAGACGGCAACAAAGCAACAGCAAUCCACAAGCAGCGCCGCUGCCCCCAAACUGCAGAGCAGCGAAUCAUCCACCAAUAUAGCGAGCAGCAACCGCAAAGAGAGUGCCACAAAGCCAUUGACAUAUAGUGUCGGUGCCAGCCUGAACCCCAGCGUAAAGCGCAGCGAAGUCGACGGCUGGAAGGAAGUGGUCCGCAAGAGCAGCACACAGCAGGUGGCAGGAGGUGGUGGUGGUGCCCCAGUGACGGUGACGGCCGCCAGUUCGGCCACCAGCCUGCAUGGUGGUGCCCAUCAUCUGCAUCUGGCCAACAGCUCGACAAGUGUAGGCUCCCUGACAACCAUAACGACAUCGAUAGCCCCCGAGAUGACCUGCAAGAAGGUGCAGGUGCCGGUCAAUGCCAUUUCCCGUGUGAUUGGCCGCGGCGGAAGCAACAUCAAUGCCAUACGCGCCACCACCGGGGCCCAUAUCGAGGUGGAGAAGCAGGGGAAGAACCAGUCGGAGCGAUGCAUUACGAUCAAGGGAUUGACGGAUGCCACAAAGCAGGCGCACAUGCUCAUCCUGGCCCUGAUCAAGGAUCCCGAUGUGGACAUCCUGCAAAUGUUGCCGCGCAUCAACAGCAGCAUCAAGGCGGCCGCCUCCGCAGGCGCGGCAGCAGCAGCCCCCAUGACAGUCGGCACUUGGGAUAAUCGUACGGCUGCCGGUGUUUCGGCAGCCCCCUCGGCCAGUACCUUCUCCUCGGCGGCAUCCACCACAUCCACGUCGUCCAGCUCAUCGGCCAGCUCCACCACAGCGACGGGCGCCGCCUACAGCAAUGCACACAAGCCACAGCAGCCGUCAUCGAAGGCACAAAGUGGACGGGUCUCGUCAUCCGCCAAAGCGAAUGGCGGCGGCAGCAAGGCUUCCACCUCGCUCUCGACCUCUGGCUCUCGCGGACAGAACGGCCGGGGCGGAUAUGCGGGACAGCAGGCGACCUCCAGUCGGGGAGGAGGAGGAGGUACCUCCUCCAAUGGUGUUCUCUUAAAGAGCAGCAAGGAGAGCUCCUCGGCCAAAUCGCUGCCAGGCACACAGAAAAACAGCAGCAGCUCCUCUGGAGCUACCUCUGCUGCUGCGGGCAAGCCGUCGUCCACGCUGACGGCCCAAAACUUUGCCAAGGCAGCGGCCAUUGCCGCUCAUUCAUCACCCAAGAAGGUGGACACUGGAGCGUCGGCUGCAGCGGGUUCGGUCAUUGCAUCCACUGGCGGACGUAGCAGUGGUGUGGUGGCACCCUUUGGUCGUGGAAAACCCGUAACCGGCGCCACAGGAGCAAACGUUUCGCAGCUGGGAAGCGCCGCAACCAGCAACAUAUUGGCUGGACCAAUUGGCACCUUCAACGUGGCAGAUGUGGCGGCGGUGAAUGCCGCCGCGGCAGUGGCGGCCGCUGGAACGGUUGGAACCACAGCCAACAGCAGCAGCACCAGCACCAGCAGCAAUGUGAAACCCAUUGCCCCGCCAAACAAGAGAAUCGGCUCCCCCACACAGCAGCAGCAACAACAGCAGCAGCAGCAAUCCCAGGCAACAGCACCUCAGCCUUCUGCAGGUCCUGGACUGCUACAGCAACACCCACAGCAGCAGGGGCAGCAGCAGCAGUCACCACAACAGCAACAGGCACAGGCGGCAGCAUCCCAACAGAAUCUGGUGAUCAACACCAACAUGCUGAUGGCCGAUCUGAUGGCCGCCAACACAGCAAGCGAUAGCUUCAGUGCACAGCUGGCUGCCAAGCUCUCGAGUGCCUAUUCUUUGUUCAGCGACUACCAGACCUCCCAAUGGGGGAAACUAGAUCAAGGAACAGCCGGUGGCGCUGUGGGGGAUGGCCUGCCGCAGGCUGAUGCCUCCAAGGCGCCUGGCUACAACAGGAAUAUACUGAGCUCUCCCGUCGGCAGCUCCAAGGCCUCGUCGAAUCAUUCGACCUCGCCACCGGUGGGCAAUGUGGUCCAGCAACAGCAACAGCCACAGGCACAGCCCGGACAAGGACAGAACAACAAUCAGCAGCAGCAACAACAGCAACAGCAGCAGAGUGUGCAGCAGGCAUUAAACAUAAUCACCAGUGGAGCGCCAUCAACAGCGCCAGCCAGGUCGCCGUUGGUGACAGCCGGCGAGGGAAAUCCCACGAGCGUUGGACCCUCGAUUAAUGGCGAGGCGGCAGCUGGUGCCGCGCACUCACCGGGAGUAAUCAAGCCGCCGCCGGGCACGGUUCCCAUCCAGAGACACGUCCCCAUGCAGAUCUCUGCACCGGAAGCGCCGCCCGCUACGAGUGGAAUCAAUUUCGGGGCCAUUGGCUCGAAUGCUGGUGGAAGCAGUGCAGCAGCAGCCGCUGCAGCUGCGGCCGCUGCAGCCAUGAUCGAUCGCCAGCAGCAGAAUCUGCAGAGACUUAUCUACGACAAGGUGGGUGCGUCGCAGCAGCAGCAGCAGCAACAACAACAGCAACAGCAGCAGCCGCUCAACUAUCCCAUGGAUCCCUCGGCGUCGCACUACAUUGUGGACAGCAACAACAUGCUGCGGCUUAAUCCACGCGCCUCCGUCUUCACACAGGGCAAUAAGCAGCAGCAGCAGCAGUCACCCAGCGUCGGCGGUGGAGGCAUGAAUCAGCCACCAAUCAAUCAAGGUGCUGGCCAGCAGUCGAACAUGUUCGGCAACCAGAUCCGGCAGCCACCGGGAGCGGCACGCCAGCCCGGCGGACCGUCGGCCACCGCUGCGCCACAGCGCUGGUAUGGCGGGGCUCUGGACUAUCCCUCGUAUUCCGGACGCGAUAUGCUGCAUCUGGAGAACGGAGGAGUCAUGGCUGGACUGGGCUCGCCCUCUGCCAUGUCACCCAACCACGAUGACAUACGCAAGAUGCCGCGACCAAUCGGCACCGAGCGGGCUGCCUCCUGGAAGUUCAACAACUUCAAUGUAGCCGCCUCUGCACUGAGCAUGGACGAUGUACUGCCGCCGUGGGCGCACGAGCCCAAGGCUCAGCCGCCGGGUCUACAGCAGCCGCCUCCACCCCAAUCGCAGCAGCAGCCGCCCAAUUGGUUGAAGCAACAGCAGCAGCAGCAACAACAACAGCAGCAGCAACAACAACAGCAGCAGCAGCAAUACAGGCCCUACAACAAUGGACCAUAUCCGCAGCAGCAGCAGCACGAGCCGAUGAAUAUGCCCAUGGAUUACCACAACAUGCAGGCACCACCGAAUAUGGGUCAACAGCAGCAGCAGCACCAUAUCAACUUGAUGCAAUCCUAUGGCUUCCAGCAUUUUGCUGGGGCCCCUGGAGCUGCUGAUAUUGCGGCUCACAUGCCCGACAAGAUGGAAGUGUGGGAUCACCACGAUAAACAUAUGCCCUGGACUAACUACACCACCAAUUGGUCGAACUGAUGUCUGGGGGAUCUUCAGCAGGAGGAUCUCUUCGAUAUCUGUCGUUCAACCAAAUGAAUCGAACAGCUAUGAGUGAGAACCAAUCCUAAAAUUGAAAGGAUGAAACAACAGUAACAACAGCAGCAACAGUGUAGCAGCAGGAGCAGCAGCAUCUACCUGAUAUUUCAAACAAAUGCAAAGCAAGAUAAUAUUAAAUUGAAUUUCCAACGUUUCCCACACGCGGAUCCACUGCUUCAAAUCUUCAUUCAGUCAACGGAUCAAUCAUACAACGUCCUAAUUCAAUCAAAGAACUCAAACGAAGACUCGAGAUCUGAAACUUGGCUUUGUUAAUUAUUAUUUGUUUUUGAUUUCAAAUUAUUCUUUUUACUUCUUCCUUCCGGCCACUAUUAAAAUUCGCAGGUUAUCUACAAUUUGGUAAUACGAUCAUCAGGCAGAAAAAAGGAGAUAGAAGAUAGAAAAUAGAAAAACAAAACGUUGUGCAUAAAUGAAAAAGAAGGAAAAUACUAUUCAAAAAAAGGCACCCAAAAUGGGCGCAAUAUACUUUAUUUAUUUUUUUAAUUUACGAGCUAUUUUGAUCAUUUUUGAAACAAAGCAUGAAGUUAGCCUACAGCUUAGCGGAACCCCAGCCCAUGGCUAUAUCAUUUUGUAUGAUGAAAAUACACACACAAAAACGCAAAAAACCAGAAAGAAAGAUAUUUGGAAAGCUUCAAACACACAUACCCACAUCCAAAACAUACAAAAACCACAAUUUAAUUUUAAGCUUAUCUUAGAAAAGUCGGUCUUAUGAAUGAAAGAUUUAAGUGAAUUUUUUUAGCGCCAGCUAAAGCACACACACACACACAACAUAUAUUACACUUAUACAUAAAUACAUCUAUCUAUGCAUAUUUAAUAACAUUAAUAAAAGCAACAAAUGAAUGCCGAAAUUUGUACAUUUUAGGCGCGCACUUUUCUAUCUCCCCAAACAUUCUCUCCACCCAUAAAACACACUCAAAGAACCUCCUUCAUUUAAAAGAAGCAAACGAAACGAAGCGAAAACGGAAACUGAAUAACGGAACACGAAAACAACACUGAAACGGAAACGAAAGAUGGAAAUUACUUAACUUUCUACUUACCACAUAUACAUACCAUUAACUACACACUAACUAACAGUUACAGAUAUACAGAUACUAUAUUUGAAUGAUACUUGAAAUGAUGCAUAAAUGCUGCAUGGAGUGGAGUGUUCUCUCCUCGUAGUAUUCCAGAUAAAAACCAGAAAAACGAUUUGUGGUUAGGUUUUAUCAGUUAUGUGUUUAUCAAUGAUUUCUUGGUCGGUUUUGAGCUCGAGACACCGCCACCACCACCACCACUACCACUACCAUCCCAAAAGAACACACACCUAAAAAUGUAGCUAGUAGAAAUUGAAAUUGCUUAAAUAACUUAAGUAAGAGAACACAAAUGAAAAGAAAAGAAAACAUUUAAUAUUCCAUUUACGAAAAGAAAACUAAAAUCGAGAUAAAACGAUGUAACGGCGCUUGCUUGCCAUCUUUGAUGCUUUUCCAACACUGCUCAUAGACGUACAUACUAUAUAUACAUACAUAUAUAUAUACACUAGCGAAUAGCAUACGAAAUACACAAAACAAAACAUAAACAUUUUUAUUUCAAAGAAAGCAAAACAGAAACUGAAAAAAAUGAUGUAAAAACACUUGAUGAAGAACAAUUUACUUUCCUCGCUCCCCUGGAUGAUCCGGGAUGGCAUCAUCCACUGGGAAAUGUGUGGGCGGGCAGGCAAUUUCCUUGUACAAUUCUUCUAGGGAAAGGAGUCGGAAUGCAAAUGCUUUGAAGAGGAUCGUUACAUGAACAAUCCCUCCACGCAUGGAUAUAUACACACAAACACACACACACAAAUACACACUGAUCCGAUAUAUAACUUUAAAAACGAUGAUAAAAAUUGAAUGAAGAAUAAAAAAGGAUAAUAUAAGUGAGCAUGAAACUACACUUUUUGUCGUAUUUUUUGUUUG
Messenger RNA from Drosophila miranda, 14942 nucleotides. It is a transcript of the gene mask, whose product is annotated as ankyrin repeat and KH domain-containing protein mask. Lineage: Eukaryota; Metazoa; Arthropoda; Insecta; Diptera; Drosophilidae. The coding region runs from base 157 to 12945 and encodes 4262 amino acids. Gene Ontology annotation, cellular component: cytoplasm. Gene Ontology annotation, molecular function: protein binding; RNA binding. The transcript has 18 exons. The record is from RefSeq and is a predicted model, not a curated record. Gene Ontology annotation, biological process: innate immune response.